Spea bombifrons (plains spadefoot toad) is the source of this 1897-nucleotide messenger RNA. It is a transcript of the gene PHF19, whose product is annotated as PHD finger protein 19. The transcript is spliced from 15 exons. Gene Ontology annotation, biological process: regulation of DNA-templated transcription; chromatin organization. NCBI's taxonomy places the organism in Eukaryota, Metazoa, Chordata, Amphibia, Anura, Pelobatidae. Bases 84 to 1850 code for a protein of 588 amino acids. Gene Ontology annotation, cellular component: nucleus. Gene Ontology annotation, molecular function: DNA binding; chromatin binding. The record is from RefSeq and is a predicted model, not a curated record.
AAUUCGCGGGAAAAACAGGACGGAUGAGCAUGGCGGGAGACGGCGGGCAGCCCCACACUGUGCGCAGAGGUCAUUAGGAAGAAAUGGAAGAGCGAAACCUGGAUCCGGCGCUGAGGGACGUCUGCAUGUCCUGCAGCCACCGGCAGCAAGGUGCCUCCGAGUCGUCGGUGAGGAGCGGGCAGGAGUGCACGGAUUUCAUGAUCACUCAGGCCGAAGGACAGUAUGUACUCUGCCGGUGGACGGAUGGACUCUACUACCUUGGAAAGAUCAAACGGGUAAGCAGCUCCAAGCAGAGUUGUCUCGUCACGUUUGAAGACAAUUCCAAAUACUGGGUCCUCUGGAAAGAUAUACAGCAUGCCGGCGUCCCCGGAGAGGAACCAAAGUGCAGCAUCUGUACGGGAAAGACGUCGGACCCCACGGACGAAAUCCUCAUCUGCGGAAAGUGCGGUUUGGGUUAUCACCAGAAGUGUCACGUACCUGUUGUGGACAGCAAUGGCAGCUGCCUUCUGGAGCCUUGGUUCUGUAGAAGAUGCAUCUUCGUUCUCGCGGUCAGGAAAGGAGGUGCUCUGAAGAAAGGGCCGAUCGCCAAAACCCUCCAAGCCGUGAAAAUGUUCUUGACAUACAACCCCAAGGAGCUGGAUUGGGAUUCGCCACACAGAACCAACCAGCAGCAGUGUUACUGUUACUGUGGGGGGCCCGGAGAGUGGUACCUGAAGAUGAUCCAGUGUUUCCGCUGCAGACAGUGGUUCCAUGAAGCUUGUAUCCAGUGCCUGAACGAGCCCAUGAUGUUUGGAGACAGAUUUUACGUUUUCUUCUGUUCUGUGUGUAACCACGGCUCUGAAUUCCUGAAGCGGCUGCCUUUGAGAUGGGUAGAUAUCGUACACCUCACCCUCUACAACCUGGGAGUUCUCAGCAAAAAGAAAUAUUUCGACUUUGAAGAAAUUCUGAAUUUCGUCAAUGCCAACUGGUACCAUAUGCAGCUCGCCAAGCUCUCGGCGACUCCAGCGGAAGAGAGAGGUCAGCAUCUCCUCGAUGCGUUAAACAGCUAUAAGAGCAGAUUUCUUUGCGGCAAGGAGAUCAAAAGGAAGAAAUGUAUCUUCCGUCUGAGAAUCCGCGUCCCGCCGAGCCCGCCGGGAAAACUGCUCCCAGAGAAGGUGACCGGUCAGACGGACAGCAGGUCUUCGGCCGACCCCAAGAAGAGAGGAAGGAGCAAGUAUUCCCAUAAAAACAGUUUACUACCCCAUGAAUGCCAAAGGCAGAAAAGGCAAGGUAUUCGGAGGAAGCAGGCCAAGUUCCUUCUGGAAGAUGCCAUCCCCAGCAGCGAUUUCACGUCUGCUUGGAGCACGAACCAUCACCUGGCCAGCAUUUUCGACUUCACGCUCGACGAAAUCCAGAGUUUGAAAAGUGCCAGCUCCGGUCAGAACUUCACCUCGGACCUUGAUUCUAACGACGCCGCUAGCACGUCCGGUUCAGCCUCCACCAGCCUGUCCUGUGAGUCUAGAGGUAAUGUUGGUAGCCGUAAAAGAAAGUUGGCUUCCAAAAUGUACACAUCUAUAGAGUCCAAGAAGAGGGCCUUGGAACAUACAGAAAGGCAGAAGGGCUGCGUCUCGGAAACCAUCGACUACGCCAGGGCUUCCGAUUUGCCGGACAACGCCAUUGACAGCCACCCGUUCGAAAGCAUCAGCGAGGACGACACGUGCCUGUCCCACCUGAAAUCCUCCAUCACCAAUUACUUCGGGGCCGCUGGGAGGUUGGCGUGCGGAGAAAAGUAUCAGGUGUUGGCCCGACGGGUGAUGCCGGAGGGGAAGGUUCAGUACUUGGUCGAGUGGGAAGGGUCCACUCCCUAUUGACGCACCCGCGCUUACAUACGUGUUUUAGGACCAAUCGUAUAACCAAA